Lytechinus variegatus (green sea urchin) is the source of this 3074-nucleotide messenger RNA. Its product is annotated as X-ray radiation resistance-associated protein 1-like. The record is from RefSeq and is a predicted model, not a curated record. Gene Ontology annotation, cellular component: nucleus. NCBI's taxonomy places the organism in Eukaryota, Metazoa, Echinodermata, Echinoidea, Temnopleuroida, Toxopneustidae. The coding region runs from base 123 to 2498 and encodes 791 amino acids. Gene Ontology annotation, molecular function: protein binding. The transcript has 13 exons.
UUUGGAAUUAUCAUUUCAUAUCAUAGAGGGCAAGGGAGACUCUUUGCCAAUACCGGUUAUUUUCAUGUAAACAAUGUCAAUGUUGUCAUGACAAUAAACCAAGGGAUGAGCAAUGUCGCAAUAUGGCUGUGCCUGCUGGCAUCAAAUUAGAUGAAGGGAGCAGUCAUUUUGUUUCAAACUGCUUUCCUGUUCGACAGAUAUUUGGAUCAUCUGAUAGUGCUGGAGCAUGGUUGGUUGCUCAUCGAACAGAACAAAUCAGACAUCUAACCGAGCCCGGAGCAGAACCCAAGACAUAUGCGCAGCUCAAGUAUGAACGCAAACAGAAAGAGAAGGAGGAAAGAAGGGUGAAAGGAGAGACACUCGUACAAGAUGAGGAGGAAGAUAGUACAACCCCAGGAGUUUUAGAUGGAUUCUUUUUGCUGAAACACUGUUGUGUGGAAGACCCCUCAGACCUGUGUUCAGUUAAUAUAUCUGGUCAGGAUCUGACAGACGCCAAGGAAGAAGAUUUUGAACUCUUUGUUAAUGUUGCCUAUGUCAACGCUGGUGAAAACCUGUUACCUUUUGAUGCCUUCAAUCAUUUUCCAAUUAUACGUGAGCUAGAGUUACCUUUAAACGGACUACGAAAUAUUAGAUUAGAGUACAACCAUUUCCCUUAUUUAGAGGUAUUGGACCUUUCACACAACAAUCUUUCCAAGGAUGACGUGGGUAAUCUUGGCCUCCUCACCAACCUGCGAGUCCUUUACCUCACAGGGAACCAGCUUAGAUCAUUACCUCAGGAGAUGGGCAAACCGUUCAAAGUACAAAUAAGUAACUCUGAGUCCAGUCGAAUACCAAGGUUUUCUAAACUGGAGAUACUCAAUCUAGACGACAAUAACUUGCAUGAUCUUGCCACAUUCUCCAGUCUAGCAGGACUUAAAAAACUGCGACAACUCAACCUUGACAAGAAUGAGAUUGUGUUUGUGCCACAUCUAAAAGCCUUGAGUGGUCGCUUGGUUGCUGUAGACAGUUUAUCAGACUCUACGUUACGCAAGGGUCGACCCCGGUCCGGGAAGGGACGGAAAAAGGGCGGGGCCAGGAAGGAGGAUCAGGAGGAGCGUAGCGAGGAAACCACCCCUCAGGGCAGUGAGCUAGGAAAAGGAGCUGCCUCUGAGAUAUCAAACCUCCUCGAUGACAUAGAGGAGGAAGGAGACCUCUUUGAUGCUUCUCAUGUCCUGGAUGGUGAAAUGAACAAACUCCCUCCUCCAUUUCCUGAGCUUACAUCGCUUAGUCUAGCUUAUAAUAAGAUUUCAGAGGAAGAAGGUCUCCUAGGAGUGGCCGCUUGGCCCAUGCUUCAGGAACUCAUCAUCCACAACAACCCCCUCACCACCCUUAACAGCGGUGACCCACCCCUCCUCAAGCGGUACCUCACCAGUCGGCUUGGUAUACGUAUGGUCAGGAGGAAGCCUAGCAUGGUACCCAAACCACCUGUGGUGGUACCCAAUAAACCGCAUAGAAAGGUAGCAGAGAUAGUUCCACCCAUUCCCAAGAAGCCACUGCAGCUGAUGCUUGAAGGUCCACAUCCAGACUCCAAACCGACCACUUCCCAGACCCCUCCUCCAAAGCAAUCGAAACACCCCUCCAGAGAGGAAAGGACUCGCCCAUCCUCCCAGCCUCUACCACCCAUACAGCACACCCAAGAUGGGACCGAUCAAUUGCGUGAUAGGGAGGCGCAGGAUCAAGAGGAGAGGAUGGAGAGGACUAAGUCCUGGACGGAGGAGAGCUUUGGUGGAUCUGAUGCUGAGGAUGAACCUAGACCUGAACCUAAGGCCAAGGAUAAGGAUGCAGAUGAACCAGUCUUUUUGACACAGGUUGAUGAGCAACCAGAGGAUGAGGUUUCCAAACACGAGAGACUCACACCAAAGCCUCCUUCACAAGCCCCGAGACCUCCAGACAAACCUAAGAUUAGGAAACCAAGGGUCGACAGUGCUGCCUACUCCAUGGACGUCCCGCAGAAGUUCAAAGGUUACGAGGUCUUCUACGACGCGCCCGAUGACCCGGAAGUGUACACCGCCCCUGAUAUCCAGAGCAAUUUGAGGUCGUUGCGUCUGGCGUUGAAGCAUUCAACGGUGUACGGAGAGAACAAGGUUGAUCUGCAGAGGGUUCAGAAGCCAUUUAAAGCGUAUCAAAAGAGCAAAGUUCCUGGGAAGCCUCAUCACCCGUCCAAGGCCGAGAAGCUUAGUGGUAUCCUUGAUGUGAUGAAGAAGAGAGAAACAUAUGUAGAACAGAAUCUAGGAGAGAUCUUAGCUGAUAAAGAGAAGAUGAAAGAAUUCCCUCAGGUCACAAGACUCCUUGAAGAGAUUCAGAACAAAUACAGCGCUGUCCGCAACGCUUCCAUGAAAGAUAAACAGGAAGAGGACGAACAGAUAGACUCGAUGUUGCAGGACCUGGAACGGAUUGAGAGGACCAUGCAGUCAUCCCAGUCCUCAAGACACCAGACGAAGGAGAUUGUUGCAGAAUAGACCAGGUCUUGGACCAUGACUAAAAACUAGCCUUGAGAUCUCUCUAUAAUCACAUCUUUAGGAUGGUCCAUAAUCUUAACUUUAAACCAAAAUUUGGGUCAUAAUUAUAGAAUAGUUCCUAGUUCUAAGUUAUAAAACAGGGGGGGGGGUCAUUUCAUGACACUAAUAGUCAGUGAUUCACACUGACUAAUGUGCUCUGAGCCAAUCAGAUUCAAGGAUUCCAGUAGCUUGUAACUAUGGUCUGUAAAAAAUAACUAUUUGUUUCAUGAAAGGUUCCCCAGCUCUCUCUGGAUGCAGUAGAAAAAGCACUAACCCAUCUAGUCUAUCUAGCAGAACAAAAUCCUUCUGCUGCUUCCCUGUAGGACAGUUCCUGUUCUGAAUUCCAAUGAGGUCCAAUUGAAAAAUAGAUCCUGUUCCAAAUUAAAGUACCAUUCCAAGUCUGGACAGUGUGUGUGUUUCCAUUCUUUAGAACUCCUCUAUAGUCUGCAAUUAGGGUUCCUCCCAUGUAAUUGUAAAUCGUUUUCCAUUUAACACUUUUACAGGGUGUUCAAGAAAAAGCAUAACAAUGGACUUUAA